UGAAGAUUGAGAGAGUGAAGGAGAGAGCUGAGAAGAAAGGUGUAAACAGCAAGUGACUGGGCAUUAGGAAUGGAUACAUUAGUCUUUUAAAAAGAGUUAUCUUCUUAAAGUUUAAAAAAGAGUUAACUUCUGCUUUUUCAUUUACGGAAUAGACUCGGCCUCUUUCUCUCUGUACUGAGAGAUGUCUUCCAGGAUCCAGCAAGAAAGUGAAGGAGGGACAGCCACCUUGCUGCUACGAUUGCAUCCCAUGUGCAGAGGGGAAGAUUGCAAACCAGGAUGAUAUGAAUAACUGCCAUAAAUGCCCAGACAAAGACUAUCCAAGCAGAAACCAGGAUGCAUGUCUACCCAAGGAUAUCAGCUUCUUGUCUUAUGAAGAACCUUUGGGCAUCAGUUUAGCCUGCUUCUCUCUUUUCCUUUCCCUGAUCACAGCUCUGGUACUAGGUACAUUUAUGAAGCACCAUGACACACCCAUUGUCAUUGCAAACAACCGAAACCUCACCUACGCUCUGCUCAUCUCUCUCCUGCUCUGUUUCCUAUGUACAUUGCUCUUCAUUGGCCGACCUGAGAAGGUCACGUGUCUCCUCCGACAAACAGCUUUUGGCAUCAUCUUCUCAACCGCUGUUUCUUGUGUUCUGGCAAAAACCUUCACGGUGGUUUUGGCCUUCAUGGCUACAAAACCAGAAUCCAGGAUGAGGAAAUGGGUGGGCAAAGGACUAGGCCACUCCAUUCUCCUUUUCUGCUCCAUAGUUCAAGCAGGAAUAUGUACUGUGUGGCUGGCAACCUCUCCCCCUUACCCAGAUGUGGACAUGCACUCAAUGACUGCAGAAAUUAUACUAGAAUGUAAUGAAGGGUCUGUGACCAUGUUUUAUUGUGUCCUCAUCUACAUGAGCUGCCUGGCCACUGUAAGUUUUGCUGUGGCUUUCCUUGCCAGGAAGUUACCAGACAGUUUCAACGAAGCCAAGUUUAUCACUUUCAGCAUGUUGGUCUUCUGCAGUGUUUGGCUGUCCUUUAUUCCUUCCUACCUGAGCACCAAAGGAAAAUACAUGGUAGCUGUGGAGAUCUUCUCCAUCUUAGCCUCCGGUGGUGGGUUGCUGGGUUGCAUCUUUUCCCCCAAAUGUUACAUAAUCAUUCUGAGGCCUGAGCUGAACAAUAGAGAACACCUAAUAAGGAAGAAAAAUUAAAGAAAUAAUAAACCUGUCCUUUGCUGUAUUUUGUGC
This is a messenger RNA of Podarcis raffonei (Aeolian wall lizard), 1217 nucleotides long. RefSeq names its product vomeronasal type-2 receptor 26-like. Bases 282 to 1181 code for a protein of 299 amino acids. The record is from RefSeq and is a predicted model, not a curated record. The transcript is spliced from 2 exons. Gene Ontology annotation, molecular function: G protein-coupled receptor activity. NCBI's taxonomy places the organism in Eukaryota, Metazoa, Chordata, Lepidosauria, Squamata, Lacertidae. Gene Ontology annotation, biological process: G protein-coupled receptor signaling pathway. Gene Ontology annotation, cellular component: membrane.